Messenger RNA from Cucurbita maxima (winter squash), 2607 nucleotides. RefSeq names its product putative protein FAR1-RELATED SEQUENCE 10. Gene Ontology annotation, biological process: regulation of DNA-templated transcription. NCBI's taxonomy places the organism in Eukaryota, Viridiplantae, Streptophyta, Magnoliopsida, Cucurbitales, Cucurbitaceae. Bases 139 to 2235 code for a protein of 698 amino acids. Gene Ontology annotation, molecular function: zinc ion binding. The transcript is spliced from 4 exons. The record is from RefSeq and is a predicted model, not a curated record.
UUUUUCGUUUUCAACGCCUUUUCUUUCCCGGCAAAUAUUUCCUGUUUGAUCAGUCUUUUCCUCAUCUUUCUGCUCGCGAUUCCCUUUGCUUGAAUUUAUUGAUUCUUGAUCCUCUCAUGAAAGUGGAGCGUGAAGAUUAUGUUUUCUCCAGAAAUGGCAAUGAAGCUACCGGCUAACAUUUGGAUUCGACGCCAGCAGUGCCCAUGUGGAGAUUGGAAAUGCUAUAUUAGAUACGAAGGUGAAGAUCAGGCCUCAAUAAGUGCCCGGCUGGUGAAGAGUGAGACGGUACCCUCUCAAUUAUCUUCAGAAUCUGUUUUCGCUCCCUAUGUUGGUCAAAUAUUCAAAAGUGAUGAGGAUGCCUUUGAAUACUACAGCAACUUUGCUCGGAAGAACGGGUUCUCAAUUAGAAAAGCACGUUCAACAGAAAGCCAAAAUUUAGGGGUUUAUAGACGAGAUUUUGUUUGUUAUCGGUCUGGAUAUAAUCAACCAAGGAAGAAGGCCAAUGUGGAACACCCUCGGGAGCGGAAAUCUGUAAGAUGUGGCUGUGAUGCUAAAUUGUAUUUGACCAAGGAAAUUGUAGAUGGUGUUAGUCAAUGGUAUGUGUCACAGUUUAGUAAUGUUCAUAAUCAUGAGUUGUUGGAAGAUGACCAGGUGCGUCUGCUUCCAGCAUAUCGAAAAAUACAGGAGGCCGAUCAAGAACGCAUCCUAUUACUCUCCAAAGCUGGAUUUCCCGUGAACAGGAUUCUGAAGGUGUUGGAGUUAGAAAAGGGUGUACAACCUGGACAGUUGCCCUUUAUAGAGAAGGAUGUUAGGAACUUCGUUAGGACUUGUAAGAAAACUGUUGAAGAGAAUGAUGCUUUCCUGAAUGAGAAAAGAGAGAACGAAUUGCUGGAGCUUCUUGAGAUAUGCAAGGCUAUGGCCAAGAGGGAUACAGAGUUUGUUUUUGAUUAUACUAGAGAUGAAAAUGGUAAGGUUGAAAAUCUAUCAUGGGCAUAUGGUGAUCCUAUUCAUGCUUAUUCUGUGUUUGGUGAUGUAGUUUCUUUUGACAUGAGCUAUCGCUCUCUUACCUAUGGGUUACUCCUUGGAGUUUGGUUUGGCAUGAGCAAUCAUGGAAAGGCAAUUAUAUUCAGCUGCGUCUUGCUGCAGGAAGAAAACUCGCAUUCAUUUUCUUGGGCUCUACAGAAAUUUGUACAAUUUAUGAGAGGAAAGCAUCCACGGACUAUUCUAACUGAUAUAGACUCAGGGCUCAGAGAUGCCAUAUCAAGAGAACUGCCUAAUACUAAACACGUCGUAUGUAUAUGGCAUAUUCUAUCUAAACUAUCAAGUUGGUUCUUGUUGCCCCUUGGAUUGCACUAUGCAGACUUUAAAGUUCAGUUUGAUAUGUUGUGGCAUCUGGAGAAUAUAUCCGAUUUUGAGCAUCAAUGGGAUCUCUUGGUUGCACAAUUUGGUCUUGCUUCUGAUAAGCAUAUAGCUUUACUAUAUUUAUAUCGAGCAUCAUGGCCGUUUUCCUUCAUUAAAAGUUCCUUUCUGGCUCGUACACUGACAGCUGAUUUCUUUCAAUCCUUAGAAACGUUCUUGAAAAGAAUCUUGGGGGCACAGACAUGUUUGCAAGUAUUCUUUGAACAGGUCAGUAAUGCUGCUUACUCCGGAAGUCGAGCCAAAGAAGGUAUGCAGUAUUUACAUAUUAAGACAGGCAUGCCUAUAGAAGAGCAUGCACAGGGUACUCUUACACCUUAUGCCUUCAAUGCGUUGCAAAAUGAAAUUGUGCUAUCCAUGCAAUAUGUUGCUACAGAAAUGGGAAAUGGUUCAUAUCUUUUGCAACACUAUAAGAAAAUGGAUGUCGAGCGUCUUGUUAGUUGGACACAAGAUGACGAGCAAGUCCACUGUGCCUGUAAAGAAUUUGAUCAUUCAGGAAUAUUAUGCAGGCAUUCAAUCCGAGUACUUGCGGUGAAGAACUAUUUUAAACUCCCAGAUAAAUACUUCUUACUUCGUUGGCGACUACAGAACUCUUUAGGUACUAUAGACGAUGCACAUUCUCAAGGCAGAAGCGAAGCAUGCGCCCAAGCUUUUCAUUCUCUUGCUGCAACUCUCUUGACAGAGUCCUUGGUAUCCCAGGAGCGUUUUAAUUAUGUUCAUAGAGAACUCUCAGGCCUCCUUGAGCAUGUCAGAACCAUGCCAGUAGUCGAUGAGUUUUCCUUGAACACGACGACGGUUAACGAGUUUAAUGAUCCAUAGAUAAUGUGAUCUCUCCUCACCAUAUGUUUUUAUCUAAGUUUUCCAUCUCAAGAAUUCAAAGAUCUCGGGGUAUGAAAUUGAGUGCUCAUUUCAACACCACCUAUCAGAAAAACUGGGAUUCUGUAUGAAAAUCCCUGCAUCAUCCAGUGCUUCAUAAUAGUUGUAUUCUUUACAGUUAUUGUAUAAAAACAAUCGAUACGAAGAAAAGGAAAUCUUACUUUUUUUCUUUUAUAGUAAACAUGGGGAAGAAUACUGUAGAAAGUUAGCUGGAAAGUUGUCUUUCCUGAUUUACCUAUCAAUUUGCUUCUGGUUUCAGUUGCCUUUGUAUAAUUAACUUAGAAUAAUAUCUUUAAGUCUUUAUUCAUCAUUCUA